AUGUCAAAUGGAACAGCGAAAAAAGUAAGAAUUUCUGAAGAAAAGAUUGGAGGUCCAGUCACUGUCUCUGAAAUAUUUAGUGGACCAGAUGAUGGUAUCAAGUUACAAACUUUUCUCGCAAAUAUUGCGUUACAGAUCAUUAUAAGGCAACUUCAAAGCGAUGAUGAGAAAAUAGCACUCAUGUGUGAUGGAUUAUAUGGAAAUGCUGCAGUAUGGGCAUUAGAAUGGUAUCACAGUACAAACGAUCAUAAAUUUGAAUUAUUUAAGAAGCAAUUCAUUGAGCAUUUUGCAGUUAAAGUUGAUUAUAAUAAGAUUAUUAAUCAAUUGCUGGAAAUGAAACAAUCUACAUUGGGAUUGGAACAAUAUAAUCUUAAAUUUAAUGAAUAUGUAAGGUUUUUUCCACCUGAAAUAACAGUUCAGGAUUUUUUGCUUUGUUUUUAUCUCAGGGGUUUAGAAAAUAGAACUGCUCAGUUAGUGUUAUAUGGUCAACCAAAAACACUCCUUGCAGCAUGCAAAAGCGCAGAACAGAUUAGAUCAUUUGACGAACUUCGGGGUAUCGAUAUUAAUAAAACUCAUAAGAAAACUUUUUAUGGAACUAAUUCCGCUAAUGGAAUGAUUGACCAUAAUCAAAAAUCAUUGAACAUCUCUGCUGCUCCUGUUCUUUAUAACUCACAGAGAUUUAAUAAUCAUAGUAGAUCCAAGCAGAAUAUGAAAUAUGGAAAACAAAAAAAAUAUAAUAACCGCCAUAAUGCACCAAAAUGUUAUGGAUGUGGGAAAAUGGGUCAUUUGGUGAGAUAUUGUCCUGAAAAACCAACUAAGGAGGAUUCUCCCUAA
Vanderwaltozyma polyspora DSM 70294 is the source of this 834-nucleotide messenger RNA. Its product is annotated as AGL178W family transposase. Lineage: Eukaryota; Fungi; Ascomycota; Saccharomycetes; Saccharomycetales; Saccharomycetaceae. Bases 1 to 834 code for a protein of 277 amino acids. The transcript has a single exon. Gene Ontology annotation, molecular function: zinc ion binding; nucleic acid binding. The record is from RefSeq and is a predicted model, not a curated record.